AUGCGGGUCAAGGUCAAGUGGAAGAAGAGCCAGCUCGAGAUAGAGGUCGACAGGUCGGCCCCGGUCACAGCCUUCCUGCAGCAGCUACAGACGGUCACGGGCGUCCUCCUCGCCCAUCAGAAGGUGCUGGUGCCAGGCGGCCGCCUCCGGGCCGACGCGGUGUGGAGCGACUAUCCGCGGAUGAAGAAUGGGUGCGCGGUGAUGCUCUUCGGCUCGCCGUCAGUCGAUCCGCGUCUCCAGUCGCACAUCUUCACCAUGCUUCCCGACGAGCUGCUGCUGGCCAUCUUCCGCUUCCUCGACGUCACCUCGCUCGCCCGCGCCCGCCAGGUCUGCAUCCGCUUCUGCGCCGUCGCCUCGGACGCUUCGCUCUGGCGCCCGGUCUGCGACGCCGGCGAGUUUCGCCUCGAGCACGUCUUGGAUGCCUCCAUCCGCGGCGAUACCUCCCUCCAUCGCUUUCAUCGCAUGUUCUGCCACAACCUCAACCGCGCAAGGACGUGGGCCGAGGCCGACGUCGAUUGCACCCUCCUCGCCUAUGGUGACACUGCCCCGCGCACACUCCACACUCUGCAGUUCUCGCCGCUCUUCCUCUGCGCCUCGGAGCGCCGCGCCAUCGCUAGCCCCGAGUCGCUCGCCGCGCCCGGCAAGAUCCACGUUUGGUCCAUGGCCGACGGAUCGCCGGUCAGCACCCUCACCGCCACGUCGUCGGCCCUCAUCCACUUUCGCUUUGCCCGCUCCACUCUUGUUGCUGGCGCUGCCGACGGCGCUCGCGUCUGGGAUCUCGAUACCAUGGCCUGCCGCGGCUAUCUUGCCGCCGGUGACUCCAUCGCCGCCGUCGACGUCCUCCCCUCCGCCAACGCGUGCAUCCUCGCCCCAACUGCUGCGCCCGGCCUUGCACUCUACGACCUUGAGACCGAGGCUCAGCUCCGCUGCCUUGCACCGGGCCCACUGGCCCGCGAGUGCCUCCGCCCCUCGUGGGCCUUUGUCGACUUUACUGCCCGCACCUCGCGCUCGGCCGUCCCGCUCUGGUCGAUGGUCUCACUUCGGCCGCUCGCUCACGCUGCGCCGAGCGAGGCACCAGGGAGCUCGACCGCCGAUGCACUGCCACUUCUUGACCUUGACACCAUUUCGGGCCCGCUGGCGCACGACCCGCUGCCUGCCGCGACGGGCGAAGACGAUUCGGGCUUUGCGCAACCUGUUCCAGCCCCGAUCAUCUCUCACAUCCUACACGACGCCGCUGCCGCCGCCAAUCCAUUCAUGCACUGCUCCGCGGCGUCCGAUCACCUCGUCGCCGGCUUCACUCCUUCACAGGCGUACGUCUUUGACAUUCGUGCUCCGCUCCCGGUUCGAUCCUUUGCUGCAAACAGCGCCGGCCGCAACUCAAAGAUCACGCCCAACCUCCACGGCGCACUCUCGGCGUCGGGUCGGUUCACCCUGACCGAUCUCGGCACGUCCAAGCCCAUUCUCUCCAUCCGCCCCGACACAGACAUUACCACCCACGCCCAGACUCACGCCAUGGACUUUACCGCGGUCCGUGCCGUCUUUGCCUUGGCCACCAUGCGCUACCCUGUCGUCUCGGUCGUCGAUUUGCAGACCGGUGACCCGAUGGCGUUUCUGGACGACCCUGUGCUCAUCGACCGUGUGUCAGGGGGAGCCCGCGGAAAUGGCGUUUACUUUCCCGGCUCGAUGUCGUCGCUUCUGCAGGCCUCGCACGAGCUCGUAGUCUGCGGGCAACGGACCGACGGCGUCUCGAUCUGGGCCGCCGGCCUCGCGCCGUUUUGA
Molecule: messenger RNA, 1779 nt
Organism: Thecamonas trahens ATCC 50062
Lineage: Eukaryota; Apusomonadida; Apusomonadidae
Exons: 1
Coding region: 1-1779 (592 amino acids)
Biological process (GO): SCF-dependent proteasomal ubiquitin-dependent protein catabolic process
Cellular component (GO): SCF ubiquitin ligase complex
Molecular function (GO): protein binding
Source: RefSeq, a predicted model, not a curated record